Messenger RNA from Peronospora matthiolae, 1509 nucleotides. The record is from the annotation of a GenBank genome assembly. NCBI's taxonomy places the organism in Eukaryota, Oomycota, Peronosporomycetes, Peronosporales, Peronosporaceae.
AUGUCGACCACCGCGUCGAGUCCGAGCAGUCACAGCGCCCUGCGCGUCGCGACGACGACGUCCACGCGGGCUCUGUCCGCCCGCCACUUGUCUCCACGGGCCGUGCAUCACUCGUCGCGCGCGUUCGCUGACGCCGAGUCAGCAGAGCUAGCAGCGGCGUGUUCUCCGCGUCGACGUGCGCUGAUUGGCCAAAAAGCGACACGAAACGCUUUAAUUUCCGCCAAUAGUGGACGUGCAGAGCAGUUGGUCGACCAUGACGACGAGGAAGGCAAAGCCGCUGAGACAGACGAUAAUGGCCAAGUGGAUACGCUUUUAUACCGUCGAGACGGUCAGACAGACGGUUUAAACAGUCGCACUGUAGACGGUACUGUGCCGACCGAAGCCGUGCAUUUUCUGGACGCGGCUGGAAAACGCACUUACGAGACCGUACUUAACGAGACGGUCAUACCGGUAUCGAAAGAACUGGACGACGGUAAGACCACCGACGAGCUCCUCGAGGAUGGCGAAGGGUGUUUAAUUUGCAUGGACGAGUUCUCGGCUCGACGCAAAGCGUACCCCUUACCGUGUACCGGUCAAUGUACCGGUGCCUACGUGCACUACCGGUGCAUUAUGGCGUGGUUAGGGCAAUCCGGCAGCUGUCCGCUGUGUCGUGGCGCCUGUGACCCGCUGGUGCUGCAGCCGAUGCAGAAGCUCGAGCUGCAGGACGUGACCAAGAUGGCUCUGCAGCCGGUCCCUCUGGAUGCUGGGAUUAUCCGGUGUUACGUGAAGCAGGUGUACCGUGGCCUGUUUAAACAGUACGGCUACGAGCUGUACUUGCAAGGACAGAUUGGGACUCAAGAAGAGGACAAGUUUCUGCUCGCGGCGAGACGUCAAGUGCGUUCGAACAUGACGGCCAACUACACGAUUUGCACGGACAAGGAGUGCACGGACGCCGAGCGCAUUGGACGCAUGGGCUCCAAUUUUCUCGGCACGUGCUUUACACUGUAUGACAAUGGACGAGAUCCACAGAAACUGGCAAAGAUUCAGGAUGCCGUGAGCUCGGACGACGUCGUGGUGCAGAAUGUGCUCCAGAUCCGGGAAGAGCUGGGAUGUGUCACGUACGAACCGAAUCGGACGAGCGUCGGGCCGCGGAAAAUGCGGGUCGUGAUUCCGGAUGUGGACGAAGAAGGCGGGUCUUCGAAGAUUGUACGACCGAUGAGUCGUCAAGAUCGACUCGUCACUCGUCUCUCUUCGGGAGACAUGAAAGACCUGAUGCGCUUUUCGAAUCGGGAGCCUGUGUUCCGUGAAGACUUGGGCGCGUACUGCUUGGACUUUGGUGGACGAGUGUCGAUGGCGUCGGUAAAGAACUUCCAGCUGAUCAGCAGCGAGGACCCGUCGAUGGGCAACAUCCUGCAGUUUGGUCGUGUGGCUGACGACAUGUUUACGAUGGAUUUCCAGUGGCCCCUGUCUCCCUUCCAGGCCUUUUCCAUUUGUCUCAGUAGUUGCGAUACGAAACUCGCUUGUGUCUAG